AUGCAGAUUUUUGUGAAAACCCUUGUGAGGAAGACCAUCACUCUCGAGGCUGACCCCUUGGAUACAAGAGAGAAUGUAAAGGCCAAGAUCCAAGAUAAGGAAGGAAUUCCCCCUGAUCAGCAAAGACUGAUCUUUGCUGGCAAGCAACUGGAAUAUGGAUGUUCUUUGUUUCACCAUAACCUUCGAAAGGAGUCCACUCUUUAUCUUGUGUUGAGACUACGUGGUGGUGCUAAGAAAGGGAAGCAGUCUCACACCACUCCCAAGGAGAGUGAGCAUAAGAGAAAGAGGGUUAAGCUGGCUGCCCUAAAAUACCAUCAGGUGGAUGAGAUGGCCCGUCGCCUUCGUCGGGAGUCCCCUUAGAUGGAUGUGUGCUGGAGUUUUAUGGGCAGCCACUUUGACAGACAUUGUGGCAAAUGUCUGACCUAUUGCUUUAAUAACAACAACAAAUCCUGUAUCAUGAGAAAGCACUGCUCUUUUAGGCAUACGUUGUCAGAGCAGACUGUAGCCAUGUUACAGGAAUAUCAAGAUGGCAAAGGUCUGGCAAUGGAGGAGAAGCUGGAGAAGCCAGUAGGGCCUGAAGGAAUGAUAAAUCCAGACCUGCAGCUACGGGGCCGACAAUAUCGGGACAGGCAGCUAUUAGCACCAGAAGCAGCUUCUCAGCUGGGCACUGUCUCAAGUGGCAGCUAUUAUCCUGAUAGACAGCAACCCAGCCAGGCACUAUCGCGAGAGACAGACACUGUCGACACAGUUGUUUGUAAGAGGAAUUCCCUGAUACGAUUGAAAACAGGUAUGUGGAGAGAAGUAUGUGCCAAGAUUGGCACACAUUCAGAUGCUGAGGUGGCUGCCUCUGUGAAACAAGUACACUGUGUAUCACACAAUUAUGCCAAUCAUGAUGCUGCCAACGUUGCCAGGCAUUCUUAUCUUUGCUCUGUACUCCUGUUCUUGAGUGUCAUGAAUGGUGUUGCCAUUGCUCCAGAAAUCUGCUUUUGGUCUGUUUCUGAAACAGUAUCCUAA
This is a messenger RNA of Myotis brandtii (Brandt's bat), 1014 nucleotides long. RefSeq lists its product as uncharacterized. The record is from RefSeq and is a predicted model, not a curated record. Gene Ontology annotation, cellular component: cytoplasm; ribosome; nucleus. Gene Ontology annotation, molecular function: protein tag activity; ubiquitin protein ligase binding; structural constituent of ribosome. Gene Ontology annotation, biological process: translation; protein ubiquitination; modification-dependent protein catabolic process. NCBI's taxonomy places the organism in Eukaryota, Metazoa, Chordata, Mammalia, Chiroptera, Vespertilionidae.